Molecule: messenger RNA, 1392 nt
Organism: Aureobasidium subglaciale EXF-2481
Lineage: Eukaryota; Fungi; Ascomycota; Dothideomycetes; Dothideales; Saccotheciaceae
Exons: 7
Coding region: 119-1297 (392 amino acids)
Source: RefSeq, a predicted model, not a curated record
UGAACUUUCAACAGCUCUCGUUUCCCUGCAUAGUCUGUGUGUUGCUUGAGUCUACUGCAGUGCACUGCAAUUGUCUGUCAUCUCUGGUUCCUGCAGACUCUCCGCUUUGUGUCUCACAAUGUUCGCUCGCUCUUCUCUACUAUUGCCUUUGGCAUGGUCAGCAUCCUAUCUAUCAGGAGUCAACGCCGAUUGUAACUCAUACGGUAUUGACUUUGUCAACAACGGAGAUUAUUUCAUCAAUUCGGCUUCCAAUAGCUCCUUCACCUCUGUGACACAAUUCACAGGAUGUGCCAAGGAUGUUGCAAAUGUGGAAUUGGUCAACUGGGACACUGGAGAUGAAUAUCUCUGCUCGGACAUUCCACUACAACCAGAUGGAACACCAGAAACUUCUACUUGCGAUAUUGACAAAAACCAAAUGGUCUCUGGCACAUGGGGAUUGAUCCUUAUCUCCAACAAUGGCGAUGAUCCAAACUCACCACCUUUUGCAAACCAAAGAACUUUCUCCUUGGAUGUGGGUGUGCAGGCCACUUCUACUGUCACACCAACGAUGACUUUCAACAUGACCACCACACCAACUAGCACAGUCCAGACUACAUCGUGGAUCGUAAACACCACAACAGUCAACAACUCCAUCACCGUCACGGUGCCUGCAGCCACGAGAUACGUGACAGUCACUCCUCUCCCUGUAAUCACCACCAAAACAGUCAGCCUUACCCGCACACUCAAGACCUGGACUCGUACAGCAAUAGUCUAUACACGAACAGCAACAGCCUCUUGCACAGUACCUCCCCGUCCUCAGCAGCCUGAUCCACCAUGCCGCAGAUACCCCCGCCUUCUCAAGCUCCCUCAGGGAGUCCAGAUCCCCAGAGAUGAGCCUGAAGACUAUGCCAGUGUCAAGAGACGUCUGGCAGAUAUCCGCGCCAGAAGAGCUGCGGAUAUCGAUGCAAGAGAUCUUGUCAAGAGAAGUGCCGAUGCACCUGUCAUCACGGUUACACAAACAACCUUUACUUCUAAUGUUACCAACACAUUUACCGCAUCUCCAACAACAGUAACAAACAUCGUCUUGAGCAGCUCCAUUGUAACCACCACUCUCCCACCCGCCACUAUCAAGACAGGUUACGCCAAAGCCUACAUCACUCUUCCUCCCAUCACAAAGACCAGACUUACAAUCAACACCGCCUAUUCAUGGCAGACUGCCACCAUGACGGCGAGAUUCACAAAGGUCACUACCGUUACACCCACAGGCAUCAUGACGGCUUGCAAGGCCUGGGGUGGACACUUUGGAAACGGAUGGUAGACCCGAUUUCAUCUUAGGAAAGUUGGAGGUGUUUUAAUUCCUAGCUAUAUAAUUCAUGCUUCGAUUUCACAUUUACUGAAAAUAAUUACUCUUUG